This is a messenger RNA of Monopterus albus (swamp eel), 2231 nucleotides long. It is a transcript of the gene ada, whose product is annotated as adenosine deaminase. The record is from RefSeq and is a predicted model, not a curated record. Lineage: Eukaryota; Metazoa; Chordata; Actinopteri; Synbranchiformes; Synbranchidae. Gene Ontology annotation, biological process: purine ribonucleoside monophosphate biosynthetic process; inosine biosynthetic process; T cell activation. Bases 217 to 1392 code for a protein of 391 amino acids. The transcript has 11 exons. Gene Ontology annotation, molecular function: adenosine deaminase activity. Gene Ontology annotation, cellular component: external side of plasma membrane; cytosol.
UGACAUAACUGAUUAGCUCGGCGGUAAAGCUCUUAUCACAUGGGCGCAAAGCUGCUGCCACCCAGAGCCGAUAAUCCUUAGUCUAUACGCGUUAUGGACAGUGAAACGCACAGCCUGCUGCUCUGGACAUCGAUACACCCACUAGGCUACAGUAACAGCACUUGCUUGCAAUGCUUUUUUUUUGCCGUGGAGUGAACAAAGGCGUGUCCUUGGACCAUGUAUGUAAUAGUCAGACUCGCAGCGACAGGCUUUUGCACUCCAGUCGUCAGCUCUUUGUGCACCGGCAGACUCAGCCUCUCCACGAUGGCCGAACACUCUGAACAAAUAGUAUUCGACAAGCCAAAGGUUGAACUGCAUGUGCACCUUGAUGGAGCCAUCAGGGUGCAGACUAUUCUUGAUGUUGCCAAGAGACGCAACAUCACGCUGCCAGCAGAUACUGCAAGCGAGAUGGCUCAGCAUAUUGUUGUCCAUCAGCCGGCCACCCUCACUGAGUUCCUGGACAAGUUCUCUAAAUACAUGCAUGUGGUUGCUGGAGACAGAGAAGCCAUAAAAAGGAUAGCCUAUGAGUUUGUUGAGGACAAAGCAAAGGAGGGAGUCAUUUACGUUGAGGUCAGAUAUAGCCCACAUUUACUGGCUAACACUGAAGUGGAUCCCAUACCGUGGAACCAGGAAGAAGGUGACGUGAGCCCAGACGACGUGGUGCACCUGGUUAACCAAGGCCUUAGUGAGGGGGAGAGGGCCUUCAAAAUCAAAGCCAGGUCCAUUCUAUGCUGCAUGCGCCACAUGCCAAGCUGGUCUAUGGAUGUUGUGGAGCUAUGUAAGAAAUAUAGCCAAGAGGGAGUGGUGGCCAUCGAUCUGGCAGGUGAUGAGUCACGCAACUGUGAAGCUAAUCCUGGUCACAGGAUGGCCUAUGAGGAAGCACUGCAUUGUGGCAUCCACAGGACAGUUCAUGCAGGAGAGGUGGGCCCGGCAUCUGUGGUGAAGGAGGCUGUGGAAGUAUUGAAAGCUGAACGUAUUGGACAUGGUUACAGAACCCUGGAAGACCAGACCCUGUACAAAAAACUGCUGGCUCUAAAGAUGCACUUUGAGGUGUGUCCUGUUUCCAGUAAGCUGACGAGUGCCUGCAACGCAGACUUCACCAAGCAUCCUGUCAUCACGUUGAUGAAGGACAAAGCUAACUACUCCCUGAACACAGACGACCCUCUAAUCUUCAACUCAACCCUGCACCUUGACUACAGCAUAGCACAAAAAUACAUGGGAUUUACUGAGGAGGAAUUUAAACGACUGAACAUCUGUGCUGCGAAGUCAAGUUUCCUGCCUGAGGAUGAGAAGAAAGAGCUCCUCCACACUCUGUACGAGGCCUAUGGGAUGAUCAAGACAACCGCCUUUUAAACCCGGAGAAGGUCUGAAGAGAAAAUGUGAUCUAAACCAGGGACAAAUUGCUUUGAACUCUUAUUCUACUCAAAUGGCAGAGUGGAAUGUGUUUUUAGUCAUAUGUAACCAGACAUAAAGCCUAUAAUCAUAUGGCUGUUGCUUUCAUCUCAUACACCUUUACAUCAUCAGCUUGAGGGCUUGUGUUUUGUCUGUAUUCCAUCUAAGUACUUACAUACCUUUAAUAGUUUACUGUACAGUCCCACAGGAUGCCAAGGUGCUCUUCAAGAGACAAGAAAGUGUUUUGCGUACAAGAAGCAAAACUCUGCAUACAUUUUUGUGUUUACAUCCAUAAAGAGGAUCAGGGAAACUUUGGAAUGCACAGUUACUCAAUACUCAUGAAUUAACAGUUUUAACUCUCCAUCAAAGCUCAAACAUUAAGCUAAGUAGUAAAGUGCAAAAGCAUAUGUUGAAGGGUAAAUUAAAGCUGUGCAGGACAAGGACUUACUACCUAUGGGGGAAAGGUGGUUUACUGUGAAAUUACAUUGUUUUAAAGGUGAAAUAAGAGAAUUCAGUGUCAAACUCAAGUGUUUUUUGCCCUUUGCAUAGAAAAUAGGACACAUAGGUGCUCACAGCUCAAUACCAAAAGCCUAGUAUUACAUUUGAACACUAGGGGGCAGCCUGCUGCCACCUAGAUGGACAAACCACUAAGUUAACUUGAGGUGGUACUGCAUUUGAUAAUUGCUUUUUAAAUUCUUUUGAUGUAUAUAUUUACUUUUUUCCAUUUAGCUAAAUAAAAAAGACUUUCAUUUAUAACUGCUACAUUUAUAAUACUUAUGAAAAAAUAUUUGACCAUAAUA